GGGUUUUUUUCAACAUCUGACAAUGUAUGCAUUAAAUCUUUCUUUGCUUAUAAUUAUAAUAAAUUUCUAUUUUUAUGUUCAAAAUAUAAUUUAAUAUGUAAAUGAAAAAUGUUUUUGAGUAUUUUUACGUACCAUAGAAAAAAACCACACGCGCACUUUAGCACGUGUUAUUUUAGCUAGUUGUAACACUAACAUAAAAUCCAGUAAAAAAUUAAAGAAAAAAGUAAAUGACAGCAUUAAUAAAAUAGUACCAUUAAUAUAAUAUUUAUAAAAUAAUAAUAGGUUUUGAUGACCUUUUUAUCCAGUUGCAUUGAAAGAAAACCGCAUAAGUAAUCACAAAAGUAAUCAAUCAUUUUAGAAAAUAGUUACAAAAAGGGUGUUAAAAAGAAAUACAUACAUAUAUCUACAAAGUCUCUGAGAAUCUAAUACAAAGUAGAUAUUUUCAAACAUGAAAUGACUAAUUCUAAAAGUAAAAAAAAUUAUAACCAUAACGCAAGCGUACAUUGUGUCAAACAAAAUUGUCUAACAUGUAUCUUGAAAUUCCUGCAAGCCAAACCGAUUUGAAAUAAACAUGACAUUGAAAGUGUACUUUAUAGUGACAAUAAGUGUGUCAUUAUGCUUAGGAUCAGAAGAAUAUGUGCAACUAAUUUCAAACAUUUAUGAAUUUUCUAAUCGUACCUCCGUGACUUUAAUUCACUUUGGCUCAACUGACGAUUCAAGCAAGAAACAAUUAAUUUUCGACACUCAAGUGCUUCUAUUAAAAAAAGGGUUUCCCGUGUCGAACACAAACUUCAAGAAAUUAGAUUCAAUAAAGAAAAAGGAAUAUGACAGUGUUGAAAAAUUUUACGAAAGCGACAGAUUAUUGAUUGUCUUUUUUGUAUCUUCUUUGCAAGACUUCAGUGACAUGCUGCACAUUACAAAAUUAAUGAAACGAAAGAAAGUGAUAACCUUUCUUUUGUUUGUGAAAAUUGACGAUUCUCCUGAUUUGCCGUCCUGCAUGAAUCCAGUUGGUAAUCCAUUGAGAUUAGGCAGAGGAGUCUCCGUCCUUGUCAAGUGCUAUGAAGAUCCGGAUAUUCGUGAAUGGCACUCAGUUAAUAAUAACGAGAUACUUAUUAAAAAAAGAGCAACUUGGAUACCGAAGAAAGGAAUCACUUCUAUAUCCAAAAGAUUAGUAUUUGGCGAUAGAGAAUUUCUACGAGGAAAGACUUUACUGGCAGCCUCAAUACGGGAGAGCGACACAAUAGGGAACUAUUUCAGUAUGAUAUGUGUUGCCCUUGAGGAAGCUGGAAAUUUCAAAAUUAAAAAAACCCAUAUCGUGGCUGAUUAUGGAAUACUUGAUGAACGGACUAAUACAUGGAAUGGUGCCGUGAGCUUAAUUAUGAACGAAACAGUUGACAUGGCAGUGGGUUUCUUCACCUUCUUACCCAGUGGACUUAGGGUUGUUGAUUAUACUGUAGGGUUCGUAAGAGCUGAAUUUGUUUUAAUCAUAAGAAAACCAGAAAGUAGAGUUCUUGUGUCAUGGUCAGCACAUUUUCAGACAUUUUCACUCCAAGUAUGGAUAUUUAUUAUAUGUACAGUCAUACUGCUUCAGAUUGUUUGCAUUCUUAUGAAAAACAACUCGCCAACUCAAUGUUAUGACAAAUCGUCGUAUACCGACGAUUUUUUUAAUAUUUAUGGAAUUUUUUGUCAUCAAGAAGUAAUGGUUACUACGAGUGCGACGUCCAUAAGAAUAUUGUACACAUCUGUUGCUAUCUUCUCCUUUUUUAUUUGGUCAAUUUACUGUGCCGGUUUUGUUAGUAAAUUGACAGUUGUUGAUUCUAAUGUUAAAUUUCGAUCAAUGGAGGAAUUCGUGAAAGUAAAGACUCACAAGCUAAUAGUUUUUAAGGAAACUUCCAAUUAUGUCAAAUUAAAAAAUGCUACGGAGCCUACAUUCAUAGAAGCUGCCAAGUUGCUUGUAAAUGAAGACCAACUACCGACAAAUAACGAUGAUGCUGUAGAGAUGAUCUGCAAGCACAAUAUGGCUCUUUAUAUAAACGAUAUAUUUGUGCCAUUAGUACACUACACUAACAUCUCUAAUCUUUGCCCAAUGUUAACAAUUAGAACUGGUGACUUUGAUUCUUUUGUUUUUUUGUUAAAUAAACACAGUCCUUAUAAAGCAGCGAUAAAUUAUUAUCUAAGAAGAUUUCAUGAAAAUGGAAUGUUGGAUAGAAUGAAACCGGCCAUUUACAGUUCGACUCCAAAAUUUGAGGAAUUUGACAACCAAUUUACGAGCGUCACUGCUGUGGCUGUUGCAAUGAUUUUCACAAUGCUGUUUGCAAGUUUCAUUGUAUCAAUUAUAAUGCUAUUGUUCGAGAAGCUCUACUUUUUCCUUGAAAGGACAAACGAAAAAAAUCUCCAAACAAUACUCAAUUCGAUAAGCAGAAAAAAAUUGACAAUAAGUGUGUCAUUAUGUUUAGGAUCAGAGGAAUAUGUGCAACUGAUUUCAAAUAUUUAUGAAUUUUCCAAUCGUACCUCCGUGACUUUAAUUCACUUUGGCUCAACUGACGAUUCAAGCAAGAAACAAUUAAUUUUCGACACUCAAGUGCUUCUAUUAAAAAAAGGGUUUCCCGUGUCGAACACAAACUUCAAGAAAUUAGAUUCAAUAAAGAAAAAGGAAUAUGACAGUGUUGACAAAUUUUAUGGAAACGACAAAAUAUUGAUUGUCUUUUUCGUAUCUUCCAUGCAAGACUUCAGUGACAUGCUGCACAUUACAAAAUUAAUGAAACGAAAGAAAGUGAUAACCUUUCUUUUGUUUGUGAAAAUUGACGAUUCUCCUGAUUUGCCGUCCUGCAUGAAUCCAGUUGGUAAUCCAUUGAGAUUAGGCAGAGGAGUCUCCGUCCUUGUCAAGUGCUAUGAAGAUCCGGAUAUUCGUGAAUGGCACUCAGUUAAUAAUAACGAGAUACUUAUUAAAGAAAGAGCUACUUGGGACUUUAAGAGGGGAUUUACUUCAAAAUCAAGAAGAUUAGUAUUUGGCGAUAGAGAAUUUCUACGAGGAAAGACUUUACUGGCAGCAUCUAUUUCGGAAACCGACACCAUGGGGAACUAUUUAAGUAUGAUAUGUGUUGCUCUUGAGGAAGCUGGAAAGUUCAAAAUUAAAAAAACGCAUAUAGUAGUAGAUUAUGGAAUACUUGAUGAACGUACAAAUACUUGGGAUGGUGCCGUGAGCUUAAUUAUGAACAAUACUGUUGACAUAGCAGUGGGUUUUUUCACCUUCUUACCCAGUGAACUUUUGGUUGUUGAUUUCAGUAUAAGAUUUAUAAGAGCCGAAUUCGCUAUUAUCAUAAGGAAACCGGAAAGUAAAGUUCUUGUUUCAUGGUCAGCAUACUUUGAGAAUGCCACUGAAUCCACAUUCAUAGAAGCUGCCAAGUUGCUUGUAAGUGAAGACCAACUACCGACAAAUAACGAUGAUGCUGUAGAGAUGAUUUGCAAGCAAAAUAUGGCUCUCUACUUGGACGAUAUAUUUGUACCAUUAAUGUAUCACAAUAACGUUUCAAAUCUUUGUCCGAUGUUAACAAUUGGAACUGGUGACUUUGAUUCCUUUGCUUUUCUUGUGAAUAAACAUAGUCCGUAUAAAGCGGCGAUAAAUUAUUAUCUAAGAAGAUUUCAUGAAAAUGGAAUGUUACCUCGAAUGAAACCGGCCAUUUACAGUCCUGCUCCAAAAAUUGAGGAAUUUGACAACCAAUUUACGAGCGUCACUGCUGUGGCUGUUGCAAUGAUUUUCACAAUGCUAUUUAAAAUAAACAUGACAUUGAAAGUGUACUUUAUAGUGACAAUAAGUGUGUCAUUAUGCUUAGGAUCAGAAGAAUAUGUGCAACUAAUUUCAAACAUUUAUGAAUAUUCUAAUCGUUCCUCUGUGACAUUACUUCACUUUGGCUCAACUGACGAUUCAAGCAAGAAACAAUUAAUUUUCGACACUCAAGUGCUUCUAUUAAAAAAAGGGUUUCCCGUGUCAAACACAAACUUCAAGAAAUUAAAUUCAAUAAAGAAAAAUGAAUAUUACAGUCUUAAAAAUUUUUACGGAAACGACAAAAUAUUGAUUGUCUUUUUCGUAUCUUCCAUGCAAGACUUCAGUGACAUGCUGCACAUUACAACAUUAAUGAGGCGAAAGAGAGUGAUAACCUUUCUUUUGUUUGUGAAAAUUGACGAUUCUCCUGAUUUGCCGUCCUGCAUGAAUCCAGUUGGUAAUCCAUUGAGAUUAAGCAGAGGAGUCUCCGUCCUUGUCAAGUGCUAUGAAGAUCCGGAUAUUCGUGAAUGGCACUCAGUUAAUAAUAACGAGAUACUUAUUAAAGAAAGAGCUACUUGGGACUUGAAGAGGGGAUUUACUUCAAAAUCAAGAAGAUUAGUGUUGGGCGCUAGAGAAUUUCUUAGAGGAAAGACUUUACUGGCAGCCUCAAUACGGAAAACGGACACCAUAGGUAAUUAUUUCGGUAUGCUAUUUGCUGCUCUUGAGAAGGCUGGAAAUUUCACAAUUAAGAAAACAAAUAUAAUAGAAGAUUAUGGAGCACUUGAUGAACGUACUAAUAAAUGGAAUGGUGCCGUGAGCUUAAUUAUGAACAAAACUGUUGACAUAGCAGUGGGUUUUUUCACCUUCUUACCCAGUGAACUUUUGGUUGUUGAUUUCAGUAUAAGAUUUAUAAGAGCCGAAUUCGCUAUUAUCAUAAGGAAACCGGAAAGUAGAGUCCUUGUCUCAUGGUCAGCAUAUUUUCAGCCAUUUUCACUCCAAAUUUGGAUACUCAUAAUAUGUACAAUCAUACUGCUUCAAAUCGUUUGUAUUCUCAUGAAAAAUACCUUACCAACUCAAUGUUAUGAGAAAUCAUCGUAUGCUGACGAUUUUUUUAAUAUUUAUGGAAUUUUUUGUCGUCAAGAAGUAACAGUUACUACGAGUGCGACGUCCAUAAGAAUAUUGUACAUAUCAGUUGUUAUCUUCUCGUUUUUUAUUUGGUCUAUUUACUCUGCCCGAUUUGUCAGUAAAUUGACAAUUGUUGAUUCUAAUGUUAAAUUCCGAACAAUGGAAGAAUUCGUAAAAGUUAAAACACACAAGUUGAUAGUUUUUAAAGAAACUUCCAAUUAUUUCAAAUUAAAAAACGCCACUGAAUCAACAUUCAUAGAAGCUGCUAAGUUGCUUGUAAAUGAAGAUCAACUACCGACAAAUAACGAUGAUGCUGUAGAGAUGAUUUGCAAGCAAAAUAUGGCUCUCUACUCGGACGAUACAUUUGUACCUUUAAUGUAUCACAAUAACGUUUCAAAUCUUUGUCCGAUGUUAACAAUUGGAACUGGUGACUUUGAUUCCUUUUCUUUUCUGCUGAAUAAACAUAGUCCAUAUAAAUCGGCAAUAAAUUAUUAUAUAAGAAGAUUUUUUGAAAAUGGAGUGAUGGCUCGAUUGAAACCGGCCAUUUACAGUUCUGUUCCAAAGAUUGAAGAAUUUGACAACGAAUUUACACACGUUACUGUUAUAGCUGUUGCAAUGCUUUUUGCAAUGCUCUUUGCAGGUUAUAUUAUAUCAAUUACAAUGCUUUUGUUCGAAAAUCUCCAUUUUUUGCUUGAAAGAACAAAAAAACAAAAUAUUUUCUUUAGAAAAUCUUAUAAACUGAAUAGUAAGUUGUAAAAGUUUUUCUUGGAAAAUAUCUUCUACACAAUAUAAUUUUAUAAAUUAAUUUUUAAGGUUUAAUUUGUAAUUUUGAAGCAUAAAAUGUAAAUAUAUCGACAACAUACUUUAGUGUGGAAGAGUAAAUGUUGAGAAAUAUUGAUUCAUACCCCUCCUAAGAAAUAAAGUUAAUGUGAAACAUAUACAUUUAAUUAUUCAGGCAAUUAUCUUUUGUUUGAAGAAAAUAUUUUAGUUAAUUGUUAUUAAUUCAUAAAAAAUAGGAAAUGGGAAGGAAAUGUUAAACUUUAAUUUAUAAACUCAUUUAAGGCUAGGGUUAAAUUUCUAAAACAGCUUUUUCCUAUUAGUGGAAACAUUAAUAAGGUAUAUCAACUCAUGAAAUCAUUAAGCAAGUAGUUGGAAAAGAAAAAUUGACAAUAUUAAUUAAAUUGCAACGAUAAUAAAAUAUGUAUAAAGUGUGAAUAGGCUCUAAGAACCUUCUUGCUCAAUUAAGUCGAAAAAAGUAUAAAUAGAUGU
Messenger RNA from Leptopilina heterotoma, 6157 nucleotides. RefSeq lists its product as uncharacterized. The record is from RefSeq and is a predicted model, not a curated record. The coding region runs from base 572 to 5644 and encodes 1690 amino acids. The transcript has 22 exons. Gene Ontology annotation, molecular function: glutamate-gated receptor activity. NCBI's taxonomy places the organism in Eukaryota, Metazoa, Arthropoda, Insecta, Hymenoptera, Figitidae. Gene Ontology annotation, cellular component: membrane.